Alosa sapidissima (American shad) is the source of this 3528-nucleotide messenger RNA. RefSeq names its product acyl-CoA synthetase family member 3 (gene acsf3). The transcript has 12 exons. Bases 192 to 1946 code for a protein of 584 amino acids. The record is from RefSeq and is a predicted model, not a curated record. Gene Ontology annotation, molecular function: medium-chain fatty acid-CoA ligase activity. NCBI's taxonomy places the organism in Eukaryota, Metazoa, Chordata, Actinopteri, Clupeiformes, Clupeidae. Gene Ontology annotation, biological process: fatty acid metabolic process.
GCCGUGGAUCUGCCCAAGGUUUCUUCCUUGAUGAGUUGACGGGCAGAACGUGUAACCAUGUGUCUGUUUCUACACGGAAGGAAAUGGUGAUGUACCGUUCACAACGUGACUUUAGUAUGGGUCCACUAUAAUGGUGAGCUGACAGGCGUGUGAAUGAGCCGAUUAGCCUCAUCUUUUUACCGUUAUUCACUAUGUUGCCAUUGCCAUUGACCUCACUCGUGGGUAACAGACAUUGUCUGGCAAGAAGAGGGUGCUCAAGCAGAUGGAUGCUUUGUGACAUAGUGCGAUGGAGGGCGUUUGUGACUUCAGGAGUCCGGCAGGCCUCUACCACGCCAGGAGGUAAAGUCAACCCUGUGUUCUCCCGAGCCUUGGGGUUCAGAGACAAGACUGCCAUAGUGGACAGCAGUGGUAGUCAUACUUACAGAGACCUUUAUGCCAGAAGCCGAGGGUUGGCUGGCCGCAUCGCUCGGACCCUGGGCUGUGAGUCCGGAGAUAUCGGUGGCCAGCGAAUAUCAUUUCUAUGUGCCAACGACGCCUCUUACAGCGUGGCGCAGUGGGCGUCCUGGAUGUGCGGGGGCACGGCGGUGCCCCUGUACCGCAAGCACCCACCCUCAGAGCUGGAGUACAUAAUCACCAACUCCCAAAGUUCCCUGCUCGUAGCGGGUCAUCCGUACGUCGACACCCUGGAGCCUCUGGCUCGCAAUCUGGGCCUCCCAUGCCUUCAGCUGCCAUCCACCCUCGACCUGCCUGCCCUGGAGACGGCAGACACAGAAGGACUCGUGGGUGACCUGGCGGAAACUGACUGGGAUGAGAGGCCCGCCAUGAUCAUCUACACCAGCGGGACGACAGGCAGGCCUAAAGGAGUCCUGCACAGCCACAGCAGCAUACAAGCCAUGGUCCAGUGUCUGGUGUCGGAAUGGGCAUGGUCCGAAGACGAUGUCAUCCUCCACACCCUGCCUCUUCAUCAUGUCCACGGCAUCGUCAACAAGCUGCUGUGUCCACUCUCCGUGGGGGCCACCUGCCUCAUGCUGCCGGAGUUCCACCCUCAGAAGGUGUGGGAGUGCCUGCUGAGCUCCAAGGCCCCCAUGGUGAGCGUGUUCAUGGCUGUGCCCACUGUCUACUCCAAACUCAUCCAGCACUUUGAGCAGCACUUCAGCCAGCCGCGUGUCCGGGACUUUGUCAAGGCGGUGUGCAAGGAGCGCAUCAGACUGAUGGUCUCUGGCUCUGCAGCUCUUCCUCAGCCGAUUCUGAAGCGCUGGGAGGAGAUCACAGGCCAUGUGCUGCUGGAGCGCUAUGGCAUGACUGAGAUUGGCAUGGCCCUCUCCAACCCUCUCAGGGGGCAUCGCACGCCAGGGGCUGUGGGAGCACCUCUUCCAGGGGUGGAGGUGCGCAUUGUCAUGACCAACUCUACCAACACCACUAUAGCAGAAGGCAACAGCAAGGAGACUCGGGUGCGCCCGGGGCUGGAGGGUAAAGAGGGGGAGCUGAUGGUGCGUGGUCCGUCCGUCUUCAGGGAAUACUGGAACAAACCUCAGGAGACCGCCAAGGCCUUCACCGACGAUGGCUGGUUCAAGACCGGUGACACGGCGGUGUACAGGGAUGGGGUGUACUGGAUAAUGGGCCGCACGUCGGUGGAUAUCAUCAAGAGCGGCGGCUACAAGAUCAGCGCCCUGGAGGUUGAGAGGCACCUGCUGGCCCACCCACACAUCACAGACGUGGCGGUGAUCGGGGUGCGGGACGCCACGUGGGGUCAGAAGGUGACCGCGGUGGUGCAGCUCCAGAGAGGGGCCAGUCUCAGCCUGGCGGAGCUCAAGGCCUGGGCCAGAGAACACAUGGCGCCGUACACCAUCCCCACUGGCCUGGUGGUGGUGGAGGAGGUGCCCCGCAACCAGAUGGGCAAGGUCAACAAGAAGGACUUGCUCAAGCAGUUCUCCCCAAGCCUCUGACCCUACUGCCAGCACCACCACCACCACAUCUGCUUCCUGAAUCAAGCGUUUUCUCAGAUAUUUGUGAUUUUUGUUUGAGGAUGUUUUUGAUGUAUUUUGGAGAUUUUAAGUGUUUUCACUGGAAGAGAUGAUAUCACUCAGAUCAUUAUGACCAUGCCAUAAUUUAAAAAAAAUUGAAAUCAGUAUUAACCUGAUGCCGUAAAUUGAAACUUUAUUCAUGGGUACUCUGUGAGCUCAGAAAAAGAAUGUUGUGAAUUUAUUCAUGAGUAAUACGUUGCAAUGGGAAUCUAAAAUCCAAGCUUUAAUUGUGGUUUGUAACGUUUGAAGUUGUAAAAAUGUAAAAAAUAAAUCACUGGGAAUUUUUAAAAUCUGAAUGAUUUUUUUAGUCAUCAAAAAAAUAGUAAAAGUUUGUUAGACAAGUCAUUCACACUGAACGUGUGUGUGUGUGUGUGUGUGUGUGUGUGUGUGUGCACAGGUGUGAUAGCGGGCCCAGAGGCAGUGUGGAGAGAGGAAAGGGGGAUGAUGGAAGCACAGAUGGACUGCUAUUCUCUCCUCUUCUCUCAUUUCCUCUUUCCCUCGCUCUUCUCUUCCCCCCCCCCCCCCCCUCAGUCGCUGCUUUUCACACUCAUAUGGUUGCCAUAGCCACACCUUGCACACACCGACACACGUGUAUGAUUUCAUGUUGCCUCUCUCACCACAGGGUCCAUAAGAUCACUGGUGUAUGUAUGGGAGUAAUCUGGCUAAUCAGGGGUGCCUAAUCUCAUCUGGAACACACGCACACUCACACACACACUCAGACACACACUCAGUCAUCAUUUAUGACCAAUCUGACACGGGAGCGCCUCCGGGCCUUAGACCAGGUGUGCUCUAGCAUGGGGAUGAGCUUGUAGGGGAUCCCAGGUGAGUCCUGUGAUCACUAGAUGCUCUCAGUGUUGCGUUAAUAAUGCACUGUGAAGUACUGUACAUUACAGCUGUGAAGAAGGUGAGGUCGUCUGGGCAACCUGGAGGCUCAGAAUAUUCAGUCUGUGCAUGAUUUUGCCCAUAAAUAGUUUGAUUUGCAUUAUAGUAUAGCAAUAGUAUGUAACAAUUUGCCUCAUUUUGAGUUAUGUUUUUUUUUUAUAAGCAACUGCUUUUGCUGUCAUCUUCAAAAUCAUCUAGAUGCAGUUUAUGGUCAUACGGUGGGCGAAUAAACAGACCUUACUGUCCAGGCUAAGCACAGUGUUCUGUGGUCCAGGGCAGAAAAAACCCAUUGUAAGUGUAAGAAAAGCCUUCAGAGCCCAACAUAGCCAACUUGUUUGGCAACAAUAUUGCCAAAAGGUGCCGUUUACUAUGUUAGCAGGCUUUAAUCAAUGCCAGUUUGGCUGUUGGUGGUGUUUGUAGGUUUUUGGCAUGCAUUUUAAGUAGUUUUCCACCAAAUCUACAUAAUGAUGUUUUAAGACCUUAGUGGAAAAGCAAACCCAUACUUGUCAACUCUAUAUGAGUAAGUAUUUUCUCACAGAUUUUCUACAAUGUGUUUUUAGUGCAUACAAGUUUGAGUGAUUUAAAGUGUCUGUUGAAUGCAUUAAAGGCUCGAUACAAUGCU